AUGUCAAUGCUUACAUCUUUGCAACAAAGUAUUCACAAAGCUUAUGUGAAGACUGUUGAGAAGGUUACACCAACACUCGCAACCUCAAAGUUCUUGGACGAAGGUGUUCUCACUCCAGAGGAGUUUGUUCAAGCUGGUGACCUCCUAGCUCACAAGUGUCCAACAUGGACCUGGGAGUCUGGUGAUCCUUCAAGAAACGUAGCAUACCUCCCAAAGGACAAGCAGUUCCUUUUGACGAGGAAUGUGCCUUGCUACUCACGUGUUAGAUCACUGGAGAAUGAAUCAAAGGCUUCAAAGUCUGAUAUAUUUACGAUUGAGGGCGCAGGUGACAAUGAGGAGUGGGUCGCUCCACACUCAGGGCCAGUCUCUGAGGCCAUCGAGCAGGAGGUCCUCCAGAAGGAUAUGUCUGCACUAAAGAUACAACCAGCAGCUCCAAAGCCACAACAACAGCAGCAGCAGCAGGAUGACGAUGAAGACGAGGAUGAGGAUGGAGAUAUCCCAGAUAUACACACAGUAGUGGUAGUAGCAGUAGCAGUAGCAAUAGCAAUAACAUACACAAGCAACAGGCCUCUUCUUCUUCCUCUCCAUCUCCAUCUCCAUCUCCACUCCUCCCUCCUCUCCUUCUCUUAUUCCAUUCUCUCUUCUCUCUAUCCCUAUACUCUAUCAAUCAACAGACGUCGGCAACAGCAACAUGAAUGGACACAUUAUCAACAACAUUCAUAUCUGUAC
Acytostelium subglobosum LB1 is the source of this 729-nucleotide messenger RNA. RefSeq lists its product as hypothetical. The record is from RefSeq and is a predicted model, not a curated record. Gene Ontology annotation, molecular function: Atg8-family ligase activity. Lineage: Eukaryota; Evosea; Eumycetozoa; Acytosteliales; Acytosteliaceae. The annotation marks the transcript as partial. The transcript is spliced from 3 exons. Gene Ontology annotation, cellular component: cytosol; cytoplasmic ubiquitin ligase complex. Gene Ontology annotation, biological process: autophagy of mitochondrion; autophagosome assembly; nucleophagy.